Heteronotia binoei (common prickly gecko) is the source of this 3748-nucleotide messenger RNA. RefSeq names its product coagulation factor VIII-like. The transcript has 12 exons. The record is from RefSeq and is a predicted model, not a curated record. Lineage: Eukaryota; Metazoa; Chordata; Lepidosauria; Squamata; Gekkonidae. The coding region runs from base 220 to 2958 and encodes 912 amino acids. Gene Ontology annotation, molecular function: oxidoreductase activity; copper ion binding.
GUACACAACAGGAAGAAUAUUCCAACUUCCCAUGAAAUACUGGAUAUAUCUGGGGAACAGAAUCUUGUACAAGGUAGUCUUAUAGAAGAUACCACCAUAAACCUUCCUAAAGUUAACUUAUCAGAAAAUAAUGACAUUUUUCAUUAUAGGGGUUUGCCUCCAUCUCAACAAGUUCUUUUGGAAAAUUAUAGAAACUCUAAAGAGCUUGUAAAGCUCAAGAUGGCAUCCAACCUAGCGAAGAGGUCCCUGAAAUUACGUCGAGCCACAUCAGAAGAGACACAUGGUGUUGCUGCACAGGGAACAAAUGAUUUGGGUAAAAUGGAAGGAAGGGCUCAGGCUUUGCUCAGUGGUUCUUACUUCAAGCUAAGCAAUAAGUCCAAGACUGUUCUACCAAGGACACCUUUGAGAGAUGAGACUGCAGGAAGUCAUGGAGCAACCAGCUCUGUCAGGACAACAUCAUUGUCAUCUCCUUUAUCAAACUCAAUCCAGUACAGUCCAGCUCCACAACACUUGAGCAGCCCCAAUUCUCAAGCAGAGAGAGUAGAGUUUGUCACUCAAAAUGGCAGCACUCGGAGGGUAGACACCAUCACAAUCUCUAGUUAUUCCAGAGCAAAAACAGGCCUUGGCGAAAAUGAUGCAGAAACCAAAGUUGGACCUACUCUCUCUACCUUUGUGGGAGGAUGGACCACAAAUGCCAGCUCUUUUCCACAGAAGACCGGCAGGCAGAUAAAUGAGACUGCAGUUCCUGAAACACUAGAAGCUCCAAUUAUGAGGCAUGCUGAUCCAAAAACUGAUUCACAGUUGCAUCUGAGGGUAUCUAGCAUCAAUCAAGAGGCAAUGAAUAGUGAAAGUAACAUUGUUUCCUCAGAUGGUACAAUACAAACAUUUAAAUGGAAAGAAAAGGCGGAAGCAGCAGGAAACCCAAUGCAGAAGUUCCUCAGAGGUGAAAGCAGGGUCCCAGGCCUUGCUCAUCUGCAGGCCUCUACGAAAUCCUCAUGCCUUGACAAAUCUAAGGUCACAGACUCCUUGAGGCCACUGAAGAAGACCUCAGACUAUGAUGACUACAGUGUUGAGGAGAGUCAGGAAUUUGAUAUCUAUGGGGAAGUUGAUCAGAAUCCACGUACUUUUUCUGGGAAAGUCCGACAAUAUUACAUUGCUGCUGAGGAGGUGAUGUGGGAUUACGGGAGCCAGAUUUCCUCUCCAUAUUUAAGAGACAAGAGUCCAAACAGCAGCUCAAAGAAGCCCUUCAGGCUGUACAAGAAAGUGGUUUUCCGCGAGUAUCUGGAUAGCUCUUUCACUCAGCAGCUGGACCGUGGAGAGUUAGAUGAGCACUUGGGCAUCCUAGGGCCAUACAUUCGGGCCCAAGUUGAUGAUGUUAUUGUGGUGACUUUUAAGAACUUGGCUUCCCGACCUUACACAUUCCAUUCCAACCUGCUACCCUAUGAGGGAAAAAGAGAGCAAGAGGAACAGCUCCGCCCAGAGGAGGUACAGCCCAACCAAGUCCGCGAAUACACGUUGAAAGUCCUGCGAGAAAUGGCUCCCACAGCUGAAGAGUUUGAGUGCAAGGCAUGGUUGUAUUUCUCCAGUAUUAACCUGGAGAAAGACUUGCACUCGGGUCUUAUUGGGCCUCUGAUUAUUUGCCAGCCUGGAGUCCUAAGCACUGUGCAUGGAAGGCAACUGUCCAUCCAGGAAUUCUCUCUGCUCUUCACCAUCUUUGAUGAGACAAAGAGCUGGUAUUUUGCUGAGAAUCUCGAGAGGAACUGUCCGUCCCCUUGCCACAUGCAGAUGGACAAUCCUGUCUUUAAAAUGAGCAAUUCUUUCUACGCUAUCAAUGGCUACGUGAGAGACACACUGCCAGGACUGGUGAUGGGUCAGCACCAGAGGGUCAGGUGGCACCUCAUGAACGUGGGUGGGAUUGAGGACAUCCAUUCAGUCCACUUCCACGGGCAGGUCUUCACUGUCAGAAUGGACAAGGAGUACCGCCAAGGAGUCUACAACCUCUAUCCUGGGUGUCAAAUUCCUCUGGGCCUAGCAUCUGGGACCAUUGCUGACUCUCAGAUCACAGCCUCAGAUCACUAUGGUCAGUGGGUCUCCAGUCUGGCCAGGUUGGAUAACUCGGGGUCAAUCAAUGCCUGGAGCACUGACAAGGGCAAUUCCUGGAUCCAGGUGGACCUCCUAUGGCCAAAGAUCCUCCAUGGGAUAAAGACACAAGGAGCUCGGCAAAAGUUCUCUACCCUCUAUGUCUCUCAGUUUGUCAUCUUCCACAGCCUGGAUGGACAGAAAUGGAAGAAAUACAAGGGCAAUUCCACCAGCUCCCAAAUGACAUUCCUUGGGAACGUGGAUGCAGCAACGGUGAAACACAACCUCUUCGACCCUCCCAUCAUAGCCCGCUAUAUCCGCCUCCACCCGACGCACUACAGCAUCCGUGUUACAUUGCGCAUGGAGCUCAUCGGCUGUGACCUGAACAGUUGUUCCAUGCCACUGGGAAUGGAAAGCAAAGCUAUCUCCAACCAGCAGAUCUCAGCAUCCUCAUACAUUGAUAAUGUGGUCUCCUCUUGGCCUCCCUUCCUGGCCCGCCUUAACAUGCAGGGGAGAAAUAAUGCAUGGAGGCCUAAGGCAAACAGCCCAAAGGAGUGGCUUCAGGUGAACUUCCAGAAGACCAUGCGAGUGACCGGAAUUGUGACCCAAGGCGCAAAGAGUGCCUUCACCCACAUGUAUGUGACGGAAUUUUCUCUCUCAAGCAGCCAAGAUGGCAAGCAGUGGACUCCUGUUUUUCAAGACGGGAAGGAUAAGAUUUUCCAGGGGAAUCAAGACUACUUCAGCCCAGUUGUGAAUCUUCUGGAUCCCCCACUCUUUGCCAGGUAUUUAAGAAUACACCCGCUCAGCUGGAAUCAGCGCAUUGCACUGAGGACAGAAUUUUUAGGCUGCGACACCCAGCAAAUGGUUGAGCACGGAUGAAUCUGCCUUUGCCUUGAAGGUGAAGUUUCCCAGGACCUGGAAUCCCCCAAGUGGGGCCAAAUGCGACUUUUGUAAAUUGAUGACACUCAAAUGAAACCUGUAUAUUUUUGAUAACUAUUUUUGUGACUUCAGCAAAUUAAAACGACCAAGAAAUAUGACAACACACUCGCUGGGCAUUCUUCUAUCCAGGAUUUUCUUAGGAUCAUGAUCCUGCACCGUUGAAUGAUGAUAUAUUACUUGUCUUCCUUCUCUCUGAUUCUUAUGCUGCACUCAUGAUCACAGGAGAGUCCUUCUGAGUUCAGCGGAGCUUGCCUUUGAGAAUACAUGUGUCCAAUAAGGGUGCAUUUUCAUCAAUCCAAGGGGUCGGAGUGGACAAUGGAAGAAAAAUCUCUUGAAAUAUAAUGCGUGAAUGAUUGGUAGCUAGCAGUGUGGAGACCCAGAGGAAUAUACAAUGGCAGAAGGAAAAAAACCCUCUUCCUCUCGGCAUCCUCAUAAUAGCUGAUUCCAUCAUCGUAAACACUGUUUUCCAAUAAUCUUCCUCCAGCAAAAGAUAUGUCCAUCCCUCUCAGGAUAUUACCGUUCCUGUGUCUUUCCCUGCUGGCAGAUUUCAAUCUUGUGCGCUCCAGUCAGAGGACAGCGCCGUGUAAUUAACGAGCUCUUGUCUCCUUGCCGUGUGUACUUUCUCCUGUUGUUUUUCUUCCCUUGACUGAUCCCUGAGCUUCCUCAGCAUUUAAAGUCCCUGUGGCGAACAGAGUCAGCAUUAUUAGCUGAUAAUAAUUAAUUAGCAAGC